Molecule: messenger RNA, 2344 nt
Organism: Epinephelus fuscoguttatus (brown-marbled grouper)
Lineage: Eukaryota; Metazoa; Chordata; Actinopteri; Perciformes; Serranidae
Gene: hsf1
Product: heat shock transcription factor 1
Exons: 15
Coding region: 268-1902 (544 amino acids)
Biological process (GO): regulation of DNA-templated transcription
Molecular function (GO): DNA-binding transcription factor activity; sequence-specific DNA binding
Source: RefSeq, a predicted model, not a curated record
CGUCACCACGGCGCGACAGCAGUCUCGUUACGCAGUUGUCUGAGUGGUUAGGUUUCUUGUGUUUUUGGUUUUUAGUUGAAUAAAACCCGGUUAUAACGGACCAUCUGAGGACCAGCAGAGACCGGCAGAGUCCAGGACCCGGACCAGUCCUGUGUGACCACGAUCAGACCGCAGUCCGGACCCGUGGCGCACUUUGUUUGGCUCUACAGCUAACUGUUAGCAUCGUUAGCUCCGAUUAGCGGUGUGUGUUUGAUUUGUGUCUCACCGAUGGAGUAUCCCGGUGGAGGAGGGGGUGCGGUGCUGGGCGGCGGUAACGUCCCGGCCUUCCUCACCAAACUGUGGACCCUGGUGGAGGACCCGGACACCGACCCGCUCAUCUGCUGGAGCCCGAGUGGAACCAGUUUCCAUGUGUUCGAUCAGGGUCGAUUCUCUAAAGAAGUUUUACCAAAGUUCUUCAAACACAACAACAUGGCGAGUUUCAUCCGACAGCUCAACAUGUACGGGUUCCGUAAGGUGGUCCACAUUGAACAGGGGGGUUUGGUGAAACCAGAACGAGACGACACCGAGUUCCAACAUCCGUUCUUCAUCAGAGGACAAGAACACCUGCUGGAGAACAUCAAACGCAAGGUCACCAAUGUGUCAUCUGUGCGUCAGGAGGAAGUGAAGAUGUCAGCAGAGGAUGUGAACAAGAUCCUGAGCGACGUCCAGCUGAUGAAGGGGAAACAGGAAACCAUUGACUCGAGGAUUAUCACCAUGAAACAUGAGAAUGAGGCUCUGUGGAGAGAAGUGGCCAGUCUGAGACAGAAACACGCUCAGCAACAGAAGGUCGUGAACAAGUUGAUCCAGUUCCUGGUGUCUCUGGUUCAGUCCAACAGGAUGUUGGGAGUCAAGAGAAAACUACCUCUGAUGCUCAAUGACUCUAGCUCCGCCCACUCCAUGCCCAAAUACAGUCGACCGCUCUCAUUGGAGCACAUGCAGGCUGCAGCCAGUCUGUUCUCCGCAGACGCCACGCUGACCUCUGGACCAAUCAUCUCUGACAUCACAGACCUGACCACGCCCCCAGCUGACAGUGUCAUCAGUGAUUGGACGGAUGCAGGAGACAGUCAAUCAGUGAAUGUCAAAGAGGAGCCCUCCAGUCCUGAGGUGGAGGUGUGUCCUGUUCUGGAGGGUGUGACUACACCUGUGGACACGCCUCUCUCCCCCACCACUUUCAUCAACUCCAUCCUACAGGACAACGAGAUGCCAAUUAACACCUCCACCCCCACCACACCUCCAACAGUAAGUCCCAUUGUUGUGAUAAGCUCUGCCUCCACCGGGCCACUCCCUGCAGCUCCAGCCAGCCAAUCACCUGCGUCCGUUCCCACCUCUAACUCCGCUCCAACCAAACCUCCGCAGAAAUGUCAGACCGUUGCCUGUAUCGACAGACCCCGCCCCCCUCCCUCUGCAGGUGGAUUCUCACCUGACGUUUGGCGCCUCGUGUCAACACGAGCUGACAAGUCUGAACUGUCCAAUCAUGUCGACAGUAUCGACAGCAGUCUAGAAAACCUGCAGAGCAUCCUGAACACGCAAGCCUUCACCUUUGACACGUCUCCGCUCAUGGAGUUCUUCAGUACCUCCUGUCCCUCCGGAGACUUUGACCUUGACAGUCUGGACUCUCUGCUGUCUGAAGACGUUCCCAAUGGAGAUGACGGAAACACAAAUGCCACCAACGCAGGGAAGCAGCUGGUGCAGUAUACUGCCACACCUGCGCUGAUGUCCGAACCAGCAGGCUCAAGUGAGGGCGGGGCCGACCUGCCCUCCCUGCUGGAGCUGGAGGCGGAGCCUUUCUUCGGCUCUGAACUGCCCACUGACGACCCAGACGCCGCUCUGCUAAGCCACACCCACCUGAACUCUGAUCUCUGACAUCACCGGGAGGGGGCGGGGUGUGGAAUGUGACUGAGCAGUGACUCAACAGCAGCAAUAGAUGAUGAUGAUGAUGAAGUCAACCGAUCAGCUGUAGAUCAAUCAGUAGAUCAAAAGUCAUGUUUUUAUUCUUCUCUUUCUGUUUUUAUUUUAUUAGCUCUACGUUCUUCUUCGCUGCUUUGAGUAAACGCUGUCCUCAGAGAGCCAGGCUGUGACGUCACAGCCCAGGUGUUCUCUGCGCUGUGCAUGCUGACGUCUUUGAUUUCAUGUGUAAAAUAUAAACAAAUAAACAAACAUAUUUUUGGAGAGUUUAUUAUUGAUGAGUCGUGUUGACUCAGCAGUGACCCCUGUUACCAUGGAGAUGACCUGGAAGCAGACAGACAUGUAUUGAUCAGCUGUGAUGUCAUUGAUCCAUAUUAAACACAGUUUGUUUCUUAGUGUC